Messenger RNA from Aethina tumida (small hive beetle), 2731 nucleotides. Its product is annotated as intermembrane lipid transfer protein Vps13-like. Gene Ontology annotation, biological process: protein retention in Golgi apparatus; protein targeting to vacuole. The transcript is spliced from 2 exons. NCBI's taxonomy places the organism in Eukaryota, Metazoa, Arthropoda, Insecta, Coleoptera, Nitidulidae. The coding region runs from base 1836 to 2423 and encodes 195 amino acids. Gene Ontology annotation, cellular component: extrinsic component of membrane. The record is from RefSeq and is a predicted model, not a curated record.
UGCAAAUUAAUAAUUAUACCUGUUAGUAUGCGAGAAUUAAAGCAUGUAUUUAACAUUUGCCAACAAACACGAUUAUCUUUUUUUUAUCGCAUCUCGUGGCAUCAUGUUGUUUAAAUAUCAAUUGUUUUUUAUGUUUUCAUUAAGUUUAUAUUGGAAUAUAAUUUUCGUUUUGUACCACUUAAAUCUUCUUGUCUUAUCGUUUGCAAUAUUAGUUUAAUGUUGCCAUCAAUUAUUUUUUUCCAUUUUUCAAUUUGUGAUUUACUCAUUAUAUUUACUGCAUGAUUAAUUGUUUUAACUAUUUCAUCGCAAACAUUACUAAUUUCACAGAUAUUAUUAUUAUUAUUACAAUUAUUGGAUAUUAUAUUUUUACAAUAAAAUAAAUUAAUUUUCAAUUAUUUCAAUGUCAACCGUAUUGUGAGACAAGUCUGCUUUAUAUAUAAGCGAAUAUUUGUCAGGUUUAAAUUUGGAAAUUUCAGCCUCUACAAUGGGAACUAACCUUUUGGGCAGAUAUAUUAUUUCCUCAUCCAAUUCGACCUGUACUGUUUUUCCAUAUAUACUGUCCACUAUAUGCAUAUCGCUUAUGAUAUAUUUUUAUUGUUUUUCCAAACUUCUUAUUGGUGAAUAUUUCUUCAACUGAACCUUCGAAUUAAUUGCGUUUAUAUUCAUUGUUCACAAAUAUUUAUUGAAACUAAAGAGACAUAUCAAACACAAAAAAAAAUACAUUUUUAUGUUGAUAACACAGACAGAUAUAAACUCAAACACAGACAAUUGCAAAAUUGUUGUCUAUGGAUAUUUCUUUCUCUUCGAACUGAUUAAUUUCUAAAAUAUGGUCAAUUUAUAUCUGCAUCCCCCCAGAUGAUACCUACCAUUAAUUUUUUUUUUUUUUUUUGUAUGUAAAUUUAAUUUUCUGUGAGUGGGAAAGUAGCAUUCAAAGGUGGUGUCUGUGAAAAGACAUAUUUAAAUAAAAUAAAUUAUGGGCAUCUGAGUGUAGUUAGUAGAAUGGGUAGUUCAAAAUGCUGCUUGAAUGAGAAGAAAAAGCACAAUAAAACACACAAUUAUAAUUAUUUAAAUACAUUUAUUUCAAUUAUUAUUAAUUACACACAACCUUCAAUGCUUCCUUUGACAUAAAAAAUCUGCAUAUUUAUCCCAAAUCCUAUCACUUAUGUCUAUUAAUUCUUUAAAAUUAACUAAUCCAACAUUACUAAUUGUAAGGUACAUAAUCAUAAUUAUUGUUAUUAUUAUUAUAUUUCUGGCAAGUAUCUAAUAAUUGGCCACAACCAUAAGAACAGUACAGUGCCAAAUUUAAAAGAUAAUCUGUUGUUGUUGUCGCUGUGAAUAUUUGACUGCGAAUGCAAUUAUUACUUUAGAACAUACCGGUUUGCGUGUUUGUAAUUUUUAUCUUCUUAUGCAAACCUGUUUAUUAAGAGCAAUGAUCGAGAAAAGACACCAAGAACAAAUUGACUUCAAUAUUAUAAGUAUACUUUUAUUUCUUGUCCUUUUUUUUACUACUACUUCAUUACAUUUAUAAGUUCAUUGGCUUUUUGAAUACAUAUCCUUAUGUGAAAACAAUUGCACGUGUCGGGACCGUCGGUGGCGUCUGGAGUGGACCAGCAACAUCCAGUAAAGUGAAUUGAUUUAAUUCCUUUAUCUAUCGAAACCCUGUCAAGGGAACCCAUCCCAUCUCCGCACUCCAAAAGUUAGCGUGUGCUGUGUUGACUCUAGUCAUUGUUAUCUGUAUAUUCAUCUUCUAUAACUUCUUCUGCCCACUCAAUUGCUUUACUUAUAUCUUCCAUGUUUGUUGUGUUAUUGUUAUUCCUUAGUUUAAUAUUGAUGGGAUGCAAAGGGUGCUGCUGUUCACCGGUGAUAAGACUAUAGCAGAGCAGGCCCAGUCGUCGAGCAUGAUGGAGCUCAUCCAACAAGACAUCAACGUACAGAUCCAAGGCAUUGGUGUGUCCCUGGUGAACAACACCAUCAGACAGGAAAUAUUGUACGUGGCCAUCGCCAGCUCGGGCAUCAUCUGGGAGAACGGCAAGCUCAAAUCCAAACGAUUCAAGUCGUUGCCCAGCAAGGACACCGAACACAUCGAGGAGGCCUCCCAGUUGUACCAAAACCGUGUGAUGGCUGGCGACAAGCCACCGCAUCGAGUCUCGGUCGACGGCAGGACGGAAAUCGACUUCGAAACCAUGGAGUACUACAAGCCGGGCAGGAGGAGCAUCAGACGUUGCUACCAAACCGGAUUGUGGCUUAACCUGAAGACCAGUCCCAAUCAGAUGCAGCUGCACGUCAAAGUUAACAGGAUUCAGAUCGACAAUCAGAUGUUCGAUUGUCUGUUUCCGGUUAUCCUGGCCCCGGUACCGCUACCCAAGAGUGUUGCUGCUAUUAACGACUGUUGCUGUUGCUCCGAUGACUCCCCAUCAUCAUAACAAUGUUCCAGUUGUUUUUUAAUAUAAAGCAGUUUAUUUUUAAUACAGUAACACAAUGAUUUUUCUUUCUCCGUUAAUAGUUGUUCUAUUUUACGAAUCGUUUCACUCACUGUUUCCAUGAUGUUGCUUCAUCAUUCAAAUGUAUUAUUUUAAGUUUCUUAAUUUCAUCAACUACUUACGUUUCAGAGCAUAUAAAUUAAUGUCUUGUUGAAGUUUUCUUAAUAUUCCCUAAUGUAGUAGUAGUAGUAGUAGGAUACAUCAAAAACACAAUGAGAAAAAAAUCAAUAAAACAUCAUGUAUUUAUUGAA